Molecule: messenger RNA, 790 nt
Organism: Hibiscus syriacus
Lineage: Eukaryota; Viridiplantae; Streptophyta; Magnoliopsida; Malvales; Malvaceae
Exons: 2
Coding region: 122-445 (107 amino acids)
Source: RefSeq, a predicted model, not a curated record
AAGCUGAAAAGAGUGGGAAAUAGGAGUAUCCACGGAACAAAUAAAGGGAUGAAAAAAGCUACCGCCGCCCUUGGUGGUUAUCAAGGCGGAGCCACAACAUCGGCCGAGGAAAUCUGAUACAAUGGGAGACGGCGAUGAUCAAGACAAAGAGGAAUUUCGGGAAAACUUGACUGAUGUUAAGCUGAAAGAGAAGAUUAAGCGGCAGGAGCGGAUUCUGGAAUACCUUGCCUCUAAAUUGCCGGAUAAAGGCAAGAAGAUUAGGGAUCGACUUCAGCAACUUGAGGAGGGGAAAAAACGGAGAACAUUUACGCGACAGAAGAUGUAUCAUUUGUUGGACAGCUUGCUGAUGAAUGUGAGAAACUCUCGCAACCUCCAAGCUCACAUAAGGUUGGUAAGGUUUCAAGAAAAUUGGGAUUGUUUUUUAGCCCUGUGUGGGAAUCUUUAGUUAACUUAGGUUUCCAAGCAUCCAGGAAAUUAUGUUGAUCCUGGGGUUCUACUGUAGUAGUGUCGUUUAUCCUUAACACGGGUUUAAUGAUAUAUUAUGAAAUUCAACUUGAAAUGGUUCAUUUGUUGUUCCUUAAGUAAUGAUGAACGUAGUCUUCGUGGGAGUAGUCUGAAUUUGAGCUGAUGGCAUUUGACACAAAAGGGAGUAGUCUAAGAUAAUGUGGCAUAAUGGCGAAAGCUUUGCUGCUCUAGUUGGUGUGGGGAAAAUGUACUUUGAUUAAAUAUCAUGUUGAUCAAGCUGGAUAGUAUAUGUUGUAUAAUUCCAUCUUUGACAUGAAUCCAUCAA